Molecule: messenger RNA, 723 nt
Organism: Rubroshorea leprosula
Lineage: Eukaryota; Viridiplantae; Streptophyta; Magnoliopsida; Malvales; Dipterocarpaceae
Source: the annotation of a GenBank genome assembly
GGUGGUGAAUGAUUGAUAAUUACAUCAUAUGUGAUACUAUACCUGUUGUUUGAGGCCAAAAAGAAAAAGAAAAAGAAAAAGAAAAAAAGCACCAUUCUGUUAUGGAUACUUUUGCCUCUUGUUUCCCCUUUUUCCUUAUCUACUUCGUUAUCAAUCUGAUAGCCUUUUUUAUGCAGGUAUACCUCAAAGAUGCUUCUGGCUGCAAUAAAUGAGCACUGUCAAAGGAACCUAUGAUUUCAUUUAUUUGCCAAUUGACUUCAAGAAUAAAUGCAACGUUAUGCAUUCAUCAACAUGAUUGAUCCACGACAAAUUAUUGCAUUCCAUAAGGCAUUCAAUGGCAAAAAAUGGGAAAAGUUUAACAGUGAAAAAGUGGCAUUGCUUGCAUAUGCUAGGAUUCAAGGAAAAGCUGCUCUUAUUGCCCGUUUCCAAAACUCAAGCUUGAUGGACAAAGAUAAACAAUGCCGUCCUAUUCUUUUUCAUACUGACAGUCCGAACGCUGGCGAUCAGGUAGGUCAUCAUGUCAAACUAGCGAAGUAGCUCAUAAAGUCUUAUCACUUAUUUGGUUUGAGGGAAGGGAUUGAAAUUUCCCUAUUUGGAUAAAAAAAAUUGAAAGGGGGGAAAUGGAAGGAAACAGAGGGGAGGGGAGGGAAGGGAAAUGGACUCUGUUUCCAUUUCUCUCAAACCAAACAGGGGGUUAAGGUUUAAUAACUUGUGCUACACAGC